Messenger RNA from Trichoderma atroviride IMI 206040, 486 nucleotides. The record is from RefSeq and is a predicted model, not a curated record. NCBI's taxonomy places the organism in Eukaryota, Fungi, Ascomycota, Sordariomycetes, Hypocreales, Hypocreaceae.
AUGAACCGCGGGGCCGCAGCCCAAGAAGGGGAGAAGGCCCGCACAGCUACGGCAUGCCAACGGACAGUUUCUCCCCAAGAAAAUCACGAACUCGCUACUGCAGAUGCCCGGAUGCCGCGUGAUCGAGUAACUCGUCCCUCCGACCACCAGCGGGUCGAUCUCCAGCCCGGUACCGACACCGCCAGCCAAGAGACCGACAUCGCGACGCGUAAAGCGUCAGGAUACCUCCUCCUCAAAUUUGAGGGACACCGAGCUCCAUCUGUAGAACAUCUCCGGGUAAUGGACGGCGCAUCAAUAACGAGACGUCGAGGCAAUCCUGCACCCACACGCCACGUCCGGCCGGAGUUGGGCGAUUGGACGACGGCAUCUUCAUACCCUAUUCCCGUCAAACCCGGUGCUGACAUCUCUGAACUUAUCCAGCACCCUAUCGGCCUGUCCAGGCGAGAUCGUAUGGCAAUGGAUGGCAUCUUGGACCUCUUGAAGUAA